Prorocentrum cordatum is the source of this 1503-nucleotide messenger RNA. The record is from the annotation of a GenBank genome assembly. Lineage: Eukaryota; Dinophyceae; Prorocentrales; Prorocentraceae.
CUCCAGGGCCGCCCAGCGGCCCCCUGGCCGCGCGUGCUCCGGCGGCGCCUUGGAGCCAUGCCGUCCACCUCGAGCUCCUCCCGCUCGGCCUCGUCGGCCUCCCUCCCCGUGGGUCUGCACCCGACGCGCAUCGGGGACGUUUUCGGCGGUCGGUACACGGUGGAGGGCAAGCUGGGCAAGGGGCAGUUCUCCACGGUGUGGCUGUGCCGCGACGUCUCCAAGCUUUCCCGAGCGUCGACCGUUGCGCUCAAGGUCUACCGGAGCGUCGACAGGUUCGCCAAGUUCGCGGAAGAGGAGGCCGCCAUCCUGCGGCACGCCCAGGGCUGCGAGGCCCUCGGUUUGCGGCCGCCGCCUGGUGCUGGCGGAGCGGCGGCGCGGCCGGCGCCCGCCGGGAGGUGCGUGGUGGGCCUCCUGGAGCACUUCUUGCACGAGGGCCCCGACUGCAGGCACGCGUGCAUCGCCCUGGAGGGAGCCCGAGGGCCGGUGUUCGGGGUCGUGGACGGAGCUUCCCAGUCCGCCGGCAUUGCAGCCGCCGGGCUGACAGCAGAGCAGCUCACGGAGUUGGUCGAAGGCGUAGGGUGUUGCGACUCAUGCCGCGACGACGAGGACCUUGACGCGUUCGAGGAUCAGGCCUUGAGGCCGAGGGUGACCGUCGAGCGUCAGUUUGAGAUCGCCAAAGUGCCGCGCGCGCGGCCAGAAUGGGCCCUGGGGCCGAGAGUGCCCGAAAAAGCAAUCGUCGCAGUUGACGGCUUCGCGAUCGGCCAGGCCAGCGAGCAACGCGCGUCGACGAGGGGCUCGCGACCUACCCAGGACGAGGUAGAGGGAGAGAUCGCCGCCGAGGGCGCGAUGUUCUCGUUCUGGGCCCGUCGGGCACUUGUUGAUCCAGGGGCGGGCAGUGAUCUUGUCGGCCUCCAGGCUCUCGACCGAGAGUCUCGGGCAAUGGCGGAGCUGGCGUGCAGCGCGUCUGAGCUCCAGCAGGCUUUCGCCGCCCUCGCUCGGCCAGCGGCGCGCGCGGGCCGGCUCGACUCUGGGCUCAAGCCAGCGCUUCAGGAGCCCGAUCCCGAGUCUCAGCGCGCCAACCCCGACGGCGCGAUCGUCGGGGGGUGGUCGUUGGUGGCCGGUGGAGGGCUGCCGACUGUUGCCGAGCAUGCAGUGGCGCCGAUGCCGAAGGCGGCGGCGGACGUGGCCAUGGGAUCAGGACCAGCACCCGCGGUGCCGCGGGGGCCUCCACCGUGGCCAGAGACCCUCGGGCAUGGCCUCUGGCAGCUUCAGGAGUUCCCAGGGGGGCUGAAGACGACGCGGGGCGCCCAGGCGGCGGUGGGGCGCGCGGUCGAUAACGCCGCGUCGUCUCAAGUGGUUUUGGGGGACAUGGUGAUCGGUUCCUUCGAGGACUUCGGUGGGGCGAUCGAUGCGAACCAGGGCGGCGCGGCAGGCCUGCGUCGGGGUGUCAGACAGAUGCAGCUGGCGAUCGUCCAGCUACUCACCAUGAGCGUCUGGCAGUGA